Lachnellula hyalina is the source of this 2508-nucleotide messenger RNA. Its product is annotated as putative secreted glycosidase. Bases 1 to 2508 code for a protein of 835 amino acids. Gene Ontology annotation, molecular function: peptide-N4-(N-acetyl-beta-glucosaminyl)asparagine amidase activity; carbohydrate binding. Gene Ontology annotation, biological process: carbohydrate metabolic process; protein quality control for misfolded or incompletely synthesized proteins; protein deglycosylation. The transcript is spliced from 5 exons. Lineage: Eukaryota; Fungi; Ascomycota; Leotiomycetes; Helotiales; Lachnaceae. The record is from RefSeq and is a predicted model, not a curated record. Gene Ontology annotation, cellular component: cytosol; nucleus.
AUGAGAACCAGCAGCCACACCCGUGUUUUUGCGGCUUCAUUGCUCAUUCAAAGUAUCUUAGCACAAAAUGCAACCAAUUCGACGGCGUAUGACCCUUUACAAUACGUUGACCAGCUGAUUGGAAGUAGCAAUGGAGGAAACGUCUUUCCAGGUGCAACUCUUCCUUAUGGAAUGGCGAAAGCCGUCGCAGACACAAAUUCCGGGUCUAACCAAGGUGGUUUCACUACCGAUGGGAGUAGUAUCACGGGAUUCUCGAGCAUGCACGAUUCCGGAACUGGUGGCUCUCCUUCUUUGGGAAACUUUGCACUUUUUCCUUACAAUAGUUGUGCUGGAGACGACCCGGAUGGAUGUGUAUAUCCAAAGAAAGGAAGAGCUGUGCCAUAUGUAAACAGCUCUCUCAAAGCUUCGCCUGGAUAUUUCGGGCUUCAACUAAACAGUGGGGUAUCAGUAGACAUGACAGCAGCUCAACAUACUUCUUUAUUCCGAUUCAAAUUCCCUGCCAACUCGACUAGUUCGUCGUCUAGUCCCUUGAUUCUCCUAGAUCUGACAGAUCUUUCGGAUUCGAGGCAGGACAAUGGGACCAUUGACGUGGACGCUGCAACCGGACGAAUGACUGGUAAUGCAAAAUUCCUCCCAAGUUUCGGAACCGGAAACUAUGUCCUGUAUUUCUGUGCCGAUUUUCAAGGCGCUCCAAUCCGAGACAAUGGAAUCUUCGCCAACAGCCGUGCUAGCGCUGAUGUGAAGAGCUUGACAAUCUCAAGAUCUAUCAAUGGGUACCCUCUUCCUGGGGGCGGAUUCGUUCGAUUUGAGUCACCAGGCGAUGAUGACAUUCUCGCAAGAGUUGGAGUUAGUUUCAUAAGCAGUGAACAGGCGUGUUCAAGUGCUGAAGAGGAAAUUCCUUCAUUCGAUUUUACUACUACUCAGACCGCGGCAGAAACCGCGUGGAGGGAGAAGCUGAGUCCCGUUUUAGUUUCUACGAAUGGUGUGCAACUAUCAGCGCUCAAGAAUUUCUAUUCUGGGAUCUACAGAACUAUGGUCAAUCCACAAGACUACACUGGAGAGAACCCUUUGUGGCAAAGCUCGGAGCCAUACUUUGACUCCUUCUACUGCAUCUGGGAUCUGUUCCGAUCACAAAUGCCGUUCUUGACUGUGAUAGAUCCAGUAACUGUAGCUCGACAGAUUCGGUCUCUCAUUGACACCUAUAAACACUUAGGAUGGCUUCCUGAUUGUAGAAUGACUCUCAACAAGGGCUUCACUCAAGGUGGUUCAAAUGCUGAUAAUGUUCUGGCGGAUGCAUAUCUCAAAGGCAUUACGGAUGGCAUCGACUGGGAUAUUGGCUAUGAUGCUGUAGUCAAAGACGCCGAAGUAGAGCCUUACGACUGGUGUUGUGAAGGACGAGGUGGCCUUGAUUCUUGGAAGUCACUUGGCUAUAUUCCAGUCCAAGACUUUGAUUACAAAGGGUUUGGAACGAUGACAAGAAGUCUUUCCCGAACUCUCGAAUACAGUUACAACGACUUCGUCAUAACCCAAAUUGGCGCGGGACUUGGUGGCAGAGAAAGCGAUGUCGAGAAGUACACCACUCGAGCUGGGAAUUGGAAAAACCUAUUCAAAGCCGACCAGACAUCCUCUCUUCCCACCGGAGUAGAUACAGGUUUCGUUGGAUUUUUCCAGCCGAAAUACCUAAAUGAGACUUGGGGUUCCCAGGAUCCGUUGGAGUGCAGCAAUAUCGAUACCAACCCAAACAGUGUAUGCUCACUCCAGAACACUGGUGCAGAGACAUUCGAGAGCAGUAUCUGGGAAUACUCAUUCUUUGUUCCUCAUGACCAAGCAACUCUCAUAACCACGUUUGGAGGACCGGCCGCGUUUGUUGAACGCCUCGACUACCUCCACAACCAAAAUAUCACUUAUAUUGGCAACGAGCCUGCCUUCUUAACGGUGUUCCAGUACCACUAUGCUGGUCGCCCCGCACUUUCCGCACUGAGAUCUCAUUACUACAUUCCCGCAUUCUUUGAGCCCACCCACGAGGGACUUCCCGGUAACGAUGACAGUGGGGCCAUGGGCUCCUUCGUCGCAUUUUCCAUGAUAGGGCUCUUUCCCAACCCAGGACAGGAUGUCUAUCUAAUCAUCCCCCCAUACUUCGAAAGCGUAUCCGUCACCUCACCAAUCACAAACAAGACCGCCACAAUCUGCAACGUCAACUUCGAUUCAACAUACAAGAACGUGUAUAUCCAAUCUGCGACUUUGGACGGAGAGCCCUACACCAAGAAUUGGAUUGACCAUUCGUUCUUCACGGAAGGAAAGGAGCUUGUGCUUACUCUAGGAGCCACGGAAAGUACCUGGGGUACACAAGUUGCGGAUUUGCCGCCUAGUCUUGGGACUUAUGAGGGAUUCGGGAAUUCCACUAAUGGGACGAUGACUUCAAAGAGGGCUGUGAGGUUUGGGGCUGAGCCAAUUAACUUGCUUACUGAGAAGACCGGAGCGAAGUAUUGGGCUCAGAACGAAGGAUGA